This is a messenger RNA of Oreochromis aureus, 3277 nucleotides long. RefSeq names its product limb development membrane protein 1-like (gene lmbr1l). Gene Ontology annotation, biological process: signal transduction; receptor-mediated endocytosis. The transcript has 17 exons. Gene Ontology annotation, molecular function: transmembrane signaling receptor activity. The record is from RefSeq and is a predicted model, not a curated record. The coding region runs from base 154 to 1632 and encodes 492 amino acids. Lineage: Eukaryota; Metazoa; Chordata; Actinopteri; Cichliformes; Cichlidae.
UGCAGCAGCAGGUUAGCUCUUUAAACGCGAGCGAGCUCUGCUAGCUACACAUCAACAGCAUAUCCAGAGAAGAUGCAAAGUCGCUUAAGUUUUUAACUAUUCCCCCCGCCUCCAGCGCUUUUAAGCCUGAGGACACUGUUAUGGUUUCGGAGAAUGGAAACGGACGACGUGUCGGUUAGAGAGCAACUUUUCCACAACCGUGUCCGGGAGACUAUAAUCUGUGUUCUCCUGUUUACUUGCCUUUACAUGCUGUCCUACCUCAUCCUUAAUCAAUUCAGGAAGACUGCAGAGUUUGUCACCGAUGAUGUCGAAGAUGCGACUGUCAACAAAAUUGCGCUGUGGCUGUGCACAUUCACCCUGUCUGUUGCAGUGUGUGCUGUGCUCCUUCUCCCCAUCUCCAUUCUGUCCAAUGAGGUGUUGCUCACCUUCCCACAGAGCUACUACAUGCAGUGGCUCAAUGGAUCUCUUAUUCAUGGUUUGUGGAACCUAGUUUUCCUUUUCUCCAACCUGUCCCUGGUCUUCCUCAUGCCUUUUGCAUAUUUCUUCACUGAGUCCGAGGGAUUUGCAGGGUCCAGAAAGGGCGUAAUGGCACGAGUUUAUGAAGCAGUUGUGCUGCUGUUGCUGCUGGCCCUGCUUGUGCUGGGCAUUGUGUGGGUGGCAUCAGCCCUCCUACAUGACAACAUAGCCCGGAAGAGCCUCUACGACCUGUGGGAGUAUUACCUUCCCUACCUGUACUCGGGGAUCUCUCUCUUUGGAGUGCUGCUGCUUUUAUUGUGCACUCCCUUAGGGUUGUCACGAAUGUUCAGUGUAACGGGCAGCCUGCUAGUCAAACCACGGCUGCUGGAAGAUGUUGAAGAUACUCUGAGCUGCACCACAUUUGAGGAAGACUCUCUCUCCAGGAAAAUCAACUGUGGCAGUACAUCCUGCUGGGUCAAGCUGAACAUGGAGGCUCUGAAAAAAGAGUACCAAGCCGUCCAGAGUAAGCGUGUCGCCCUGGAGAUGCGUAGGAAAGCGUCCCCAUGGCAGCGAAACCUGGGCUACCCGCUUGCAAUGCUUGUGCUUCUCGCACUGACGGUGAUGUGUGUGCUGAUGGUCUGUUUCAAUGUGUUGGAGUUGCUACUGGAUGAAACAGCCAUGCCCAGAGGAAUGGAGGACCCUCACCUUGGGAUGGCCUCCUUUUCAAUGUUUGGCUCACUGGGUGCUGCUGUUCAAGUAGUCCUCAUUCUUUAUCUGAUGGUGUCCUCAGUGGUGGGCUUCUAUAGUUCCCCUCUCUUCACUGGCCUCCUGCCUCGUGCACAAGACACCAACCUCACACAGAUAAUCGCCAACUGUGUUUCACUGCUUAUCCUGAGCUCUGCACUGCCUGUGUUUUCACGCACUCUUGGGAUCACCCGUUUCGACCUACUGGGAGACUUUGGUCGAUAUAACUGGCUUGGGAACUUCUACAUUGUAUUUCUAUACAACAUGCUGUUUGCUGGCCUCACCUCUGCCUCCUUGAUAAAGACGGUCACCUGGGCAGUACAAAGAGAGCUCAUCCGUGCCUUUGGUCUCCACAGACUACCUUUAACUGUGUCACGCUCCACCGUCCCCUUCAGGCUCCUCCUGGCCAGUGGAUUGUCUAAAAUCCAGUGACCUUUUUUGUUUUUUGUUUUUGUUUUUUUCCUGCUCACGACUGCCUUUCCUAACCUUUAAAAACUGAGCCAUUUCAGAGGUGUACCCGGUGGAUUAAAGGCAUUCACAGUUCAGUCUCUUUGCCAGCUGGUACAUGGAUCGGGUCACCACGUGUGAAGAGACUGAAGAAUGUGAGUCUGUUUGCACUGUGUCCAGUGGGAGCGCCGCUUGAUGCUGUGUUCAGUGACCAAUAUAUCAGGGUCCAAGUUUAUACUGCUUUUUGACUGCAAAGGCAAAUACUGGUACAAGUGGUUACCGAGCCACAGGUGUGACUGGAUCAAGGGGAAAAGGGAUUUAAGCCAUAUUAGCAACGAUAACAGAGCAAUACCCCCUGCAAAGUCAUGCCUUGUAAAAAGAGGAUCCUUUAGCAGCCGUUUGUCUGACAUAUGUGAAAGUCAGCAGAGUUAUUUUGAAAUAUUACAUUGUAGCUGUGACAUAAUUUCCUCUUCCUUUUUCAGGUCGACUGAGUGCUCUCUCUUUCUUUGCGGCUUCCCCACGCCUUCCUCUUUAAGUACCACCACUAUUUUAAGAUUGGAAGAUCUUCUACUUCCAUGUGUUUGGAUGUUCCAGUCUGCACCAGUGUUAUGUUGGUUAAUAAAAGGAAGUCGUUAGUGGGGAGCUGAUGGGACAGAGAGCACUUCAGUUGUCUGUGGAUCUGCGGGUUACACACAGGGAGUGUGAGGUUGACGUGAUAGUCUCAGUGUUGGAGCUCUUUUUUUUGUUUUUUGUUUUACACAUUGAGUUUACCAGUAGGAUUAAGAGCAUUUUGUGCGACGGCUUGACUUUACAAAAAAACAAACAAACAAACAAAAAAAACAAAACUGAAAGCUUUAUACUUUGAAUGCCAUGUGACACUCACUAGUGGGAACUUGCUGCCUUAAAAAACAAUCAAACUGUGAAUCAUUGAGCAUUUGUGUGGGGAAAGUGCAAUAUUGUGUAUGUAAAAGCACACUUUUUAACUUUACCAAAAGUCAUCUUUUCAGUUAAUUUUCUGUGAUGUUUAUUUUGCUUUCAUCUCAUUCCUCUGUGUCGGAAACUGGAGUGAAUGCAUCUGAUAAUGUCAGAAUAUUUUGGAACAGCUGAUGUGGCUGUCAGACUUUUGAGAGGUUAGAUCAUCUACUGUCAGCAUUAUCUCAUCAUCCCGUAUGUGUUGGUGAUCCUGUGUCACAGGUUACUUUUGCUGCUGUAUCAGCAGGUUAUUUGCUGUUGGUUUGACCAGCAGGGGACACUAUCUCUUAAGUCCAAUGGCAAUAUAACCCCUAACUCUGUCUGGUUAGUUAUUGUAUGCAUUAUAUGUGGACAACUCUGAGGUUUACUCAUUUCACUUGUUCUGAAACAGUUCUUAUGGAUUUUUUUUUUUUUAAAAUGUAUUUUUCUGGAAAUGGCAUUGUGUGUUGUUUUUAUUAUUUAUGGUUGUUUGGGAAUCCAUACUUUACAUUUUGAUUCAUUACUACUCUUUUCAAACAGUUAAAUAAAAUGUUUAGUUGCUCUUAAAGAUUUCAAAAAGAAAACUUGAAAUGCCGUUGUUUCAGAUUUUCCUACAUACUACUUUUUUAACUAUCAUGUGAAUGUUUUUGAACAAUAAUCAAUAAAAAUGUGUUUUUGA